This is a messenger RNA of Humulus lupulus (European hop), 2445 nucleotides long. Its product is annotated as probable polygalacturonase. The transcript has 6 exons. Bases 737 to 2227 code for a protein of 496 amino acids. The record is from RefSeq and is a predicted model, not a curated record. Gene Ontology annotation, biological process: carbohydrate metabolic process. NCBI's taxonomy places the organism in Eukaryota, Viridiplantae, Streptophyta, Magnoliopsida, Rosales, Cannabaceae. Gene Ontology annotation, molecular function: polygalacturonase activity.
AUCCCAUUUUUUUGUCUAAAUCUAAUGCUGACCUUUUCCUCUUUACACACAGUUUAGCCCCUCCUCCACUCCAAAACAUUUGGUUAACAAAAAAAUAUCAUUAUUAAACUAAGAAGAAGAACAAGAAAAAAAAAAUUGGUAGCCUAUCCUCUGUAAUUUUUUUUUCUUUUACAACAUAGGAAUAUGCAUGUAUAAAAAAAUUACUUUUUAAAAAAAAAAAAAAAACUUAAUUGAAAUGUAUUAAUGUGACAUGACAUGAUGAGACAGAGAGAUCCCAUGUAUGUAUAUAGAUAAUGAUUAAUCUAGGUGAAGCUCCUGUUUGUUCUCUAUAUAGGAAUAGGAAGAAGGCAGCUGUGUGUGUGUGAAUUCUGGAAAAGGAAAUUAGAAUGUUGAGAAGAUAGAUACAUAGAUACAUAGAAUAUACAUAUUACAAAUUAUUACAUACAAAGGCAAAGCAAAAGCAAAGGUGAAAGAGGGUCCUACUCCUACUACUACUGCUUAUAUUUUGGCGGGCAGCAACGGUCGGUCGGUCACCAUCAUCCAUUAUUUUUAUGUGGGUGUGUGGAGCUUGGAGCUUAGAGCCUGCUGCUUGGUGCUGCUGCUGCUGAUGGUGCUGCUGAUGCUCAUAUUUUGUUCAUAUCAUAUCAUAUAAUAAACCCAAUACCCAACUACUCAGUUCUCCUCACUCCCUUCUUCGGGUGUUUUUGCCCAGCUGGAAAUAACAGAUCUCACUCAUAUGAAGAGAUCUUUUUAUCUAGUGGAUGUGCUUCUUUUUCUGGCUCUUGCAUUGUUGGGUUUGCGUGAUGCUUCAUGGGCUGUCACUGGAAGCUCGCAGUCACAGUCCUACUACUGCAAAAGAGAAAAUUAUUCUGGGUCUGGGGAAAUAAGACCUCACAGUGUUACCAUCACAGAAUUUGGUGCUGUUGGAGAUGGGGUCACUCUCAACACAAAAGCCUUUCAAAAUGCCAUCUUCUAUCUCAAUUCAUUUGCUGACAAGGGUGGGGCCAAGCUUUUUGUCCCUGCCGGACGCUGGUUGACAGGAAGCUUCGAUCUCAUCAGCCAUCUUACCCUCUGGUUGGAUAAGGAUGCUGUAAUUCUUGGUUCACAGAGGUCUGAUGACUGGCCAGUCACUGAACCCCUGCCCUCCUAUGGCCGAGGUAGGGAAUUGCCUGGUAGAAGACAUCGAAGCCUCAUAUAUGGCCGCAAUUUGACAGAUAUUAUUAUUACAGGUGAUAAUGGGACUAUUGAUGGUCAAGGAAGCAUCUGGUGGGAUUGGUUUGAAAACAAGACCUUGAAUUAUACUCGACCUCAUUUGGUUGAGUUGAUGAACUCAACCGGUAUAGUCAUCUCAAAUUUAACAUUCAAAAAUUCCCCAUUUUGGACCAUACAUCCAGUAUACUGCAGCCAAGUUACCGUCCAAAAUGUGACAAUUCUUGCUCCUCGAGAAUCGCCAAACACAGAUGGGAUUGAUCCAGACUCUUCUGAUAAUGUUUGCAUUGAAGACUGCUAUAUUAGCACUGGUGAUGACCUGGUGGCCAUCAAAAGUGGGUGGGAUGAGUAUGGUGUCUCCUAUGGGCGUCCAAGUACAAACAUUAUCAUCCACAGGCUCAUUGGAGAAAGCGGCAGAGGUUCAGGGAUUGCAAUUGGAAGUGAGAUGUCUGGAGGUGUGUCACAUGUUCAUGCAGAGAACAUCCAGAUUUUCAAUUCUGGAACAGGUAUUGGACUAAAGACAUCACCUGGAAGAGGGGGUUAUGUGAGAGAUAUCUAUGUAUCAAAUCUGAACUUGGUUGAUGUUGAGACAGCUAUAAGGUUCAACAGUCAGUUCGGAGAGCACCCAAAAGAAUUUUAUGACCCAAAGGCUCUUCCUUUUAUAGAAAGGAUUACUAUCAAGGAAGUAUCGGGAGUGAACAUAAAAUAUGCUGGGAUCCUUAAAGGUUUACAGGGAGAUACUUUUGCCAAUAUAUGCCUAUCCAACAUUCAUCUUAAUAUUACCACCCCCUCAAAAAAAUCUCCCUGGAACUGCUCUUACAUUCAAGGAUAUUCCAACAGAGUAUCUCCAAAAAUUUGUGAGCCGCUCAAGGAUAGAAUCUACCCUGAGCAUCACUUAGAUUGUUACCGUCUAUCAAAUCACUUGUGGAGUCCAAUUAGUCGGAAAGGGUUGCUCAGUUCCUCCCUUGGUAAAUUAAUGACAGAAAAUAUACCAUCUUCUGUGCAUUUUCCAGUUUAAGUUGAAAUUUUGAUUCUUGCCAUCUCUUAACACAGACAAACAUGGCCUAGCAGAAGAACACAAAAUAGGCCGACAUAAAGUUGAGUGGAGUUGCGAGUUUUGGUUGCUAGUUAUAGUACUAAGAUAUGAUUGUUUCUUGUAACUUUGUGUGCAGUGACAAAUAAUUUGAGUGAUAUAUCAAAAUUUUGGAAAUAGAAAUGAGUUUAUGCUUUGAGAAA